AUGUCUUCAACUCAAGUGGAAACCAUCGCUGACACAGAGGAGCAGCUUCUCGCUGACCUCGAGGCAAGCAAGACCCUCCCUCUGUGGAAGCAGAUGGCACGUCUGAACCCCGCAGCGCCAAACCCAACAACUAUUCCCAAUGUCUGGAAGUACAGCGCUAUCAGACCCAAUCUGGAGCGCGCUGGCAAGCUCGUGCCCGCUGAACAGGCCGAGCGCCGAGUCUUGAUGCUCACCAACCCAGCUCGCGAUGCACCCUUCACCACCGACACUCUCUACGCCGGCCUGCAGCUUGUGAUGCGCAAUGAGACUGCGCGCGCACACCGACACACAGCCUUUGCCAUGCGUUUCAUCAUCGAAGGCCAGGGCGGUUUCACCGCUGUGCACGGCCGUCGCAUCAAGAUGCAGCGUGGAGAUGUCAUCCUCACUCCCACCUGGAACUACCAUGACCACGGAAAAGAUGGUUCUGGACCUAUGGUGUGGCUGGAUGGUCUAGACCUGCCUAAUUUCAGACACUUCCCUGUACACUUCGUGGAGCACUUUGAUAAGCCCCGGUAUCCCGCAGAGGAUGUUGACAGCACUACUUCGCCGUUGGUUUUCCCGUGGGUUACCAUGAAGGAGAAGUUGGAUGGCGUCGCUGGGGACUGGGUUUCGAAGAGAUAUUUGAAGGAUGAUGGAUAUGAAGUGAGUCGCGUCCUUGGAGGUUGUGCUGAGCGAAUUUCCGCAGCAAAGGCUUCACCGUCCCGCAGGGAAACUACGUCUGCUGUCUACCAUGUCAUCACCGGUAAAGGACGCUCGACCAUUGGUGACAAGGAGUAUAGCUGGGAGCAGGGUGAUACCUUCUGUAUUCCGGCUUGGUAUAAGUACCAGCACUUUGCGGAUGCUGAAGAGUCCGUUUAUCUGUACCGGUUUGACGAUAAGCCCAUGAUUGAUGCGCUGGGAUUCUAUCGCUCGGAGGAUAUGGAUGUUGAGUCCCUUGUGGACGAGUAA
Molecule: messenger RNA, 987 nt
Organism: Penicillium paradoxum
Lineage: Eukaryota; Fungi; Ascomycota; Eurotiomycetes; Eurotiales; Aspergillaceae
Product: cupin domain-containing protein
Exons: 3
Coding region: 1-987 (328 amino acids)
Molecular function (GO): dioxygenase activity
Source: RefSeq, a predicted model, not a curated record